Messenger RNA from Limulus polyphemus (Atlantic horseshoe crab), 2147 nucleotides. RefSeq names its product interferon regulatory factor 2-binding protein-like. The transcript is spliced from 2 exons. Gene Ontology annotation, molecular function: transcription corepressor activity. Gene Ontology annotation, biological process: regulation of transcription by RNA polymerase II. The record is from RefSeq and is a predicted model, not a curated record. Lineage: Eukaryota; Metazoa; Arthropoda; Merostomata; Xiphosura; Limulidae. Bases 123 to 1556 code for a protein of 477 amino acids. Gene Ontology annotation, cellular component: nucleus.
CUUUGACAAUCACUGUGUAAAUUCUGUCUGUUGCACUAGCGGAGCUUAUCAAACAGAGACGCUAUCAAGUUAGGAAGGAAGCCUUCGUUGUUCGCUGUUUGAGGUAAACACUACCUUGAUCAAUGAUAAAAAUGUCGGGUCUCUCUCGAGGCCAACGUCAACAGUGUUAUUUGUGUGAUCUGCCCAGGAUGCCCUGGGCAAUGCUGCAUGACUUUUCGGAACCAGUGUGCCGCGGCUGUGUUAAUUAUGAAGGAGCAGACCGCAUUGAACUGGUUAUAGAAACUGCUCGUCAGAUGAAACGUGCACAUAGUUUUCAAGAUACUAAGACUUUUAAAGGUCAUCAGGGGUCACUGCCUUGUAGAAGCAAUAGUAGCGAUAGUUCAGUCAUGUUUCCCUCCCCUAACGGAACAACUUCAGAAAGGUUCGUUGCACCAGAAAGCCGAACACGAGCCUUGUUGGACCAUAAUAAUUAUCGUAUAUCUGGCCAUCAAAGGACAGAAGAUGUGACCUUUGAUCCAACAAAUGUUACUCGACAUCGCUGUAGUCCAAAUCUGGCAGGCAGGUCUCUGCCUGUAUCACUGUCUCUUGUUCCUCCUUCAUUACAUGUUGCUGUGUCUCUUGCCGGUAGUCGGGCAAGUUCCAUUCCAAUUAAAAGACCAAGUGACGAUGAUGAUAGCUCUAGUGGAUCCGAGAAUGGACAGAAACGGCCACAUCUCAAUGAUCAGACAAUUAGACCUCAGCUGAUCAGAGGGGAGAGCCUUCCAACAGCUGUUCUAGGUAUAUCAUACAAUCGUUUCAAAAAGGAGAACGCCUUAGUGGGGAGAAUGUAUUCCUUCGAUUCAGGCACAGCUACACAGCUAAAAACAAUUGGGGCUGUUCCUUCAUCGGGACUCACAAGUAUAGCAAAUACACCCAGUUCUUCACUGAGUUCCAUAUCGUCUCUGAGUAACCGCACAAUAUCCUCACCAGAAGGCGCUAUCCAGAACGGAAAUUAUUCCAUGGCAUCAUUGAUGUCUGUCGGCGAUUGCUUGUCUUCGGAUUCGACAAGAAGUGCCUCUUCGGGAGGAGAAAUGUCUUCUCAAGUAAAUAGACCUUCCCGCCCUUCUUCCGCCACCAGACGUUCUCCAGUAUCAGGAAAGAAAACACCAGUUAGAGGGCGCCAAAACUCUGAAAACACUACAUGCGAUACCGAAACCAGUAGCAAUAGUACCGCAACAGCUGUAACAGCCUCAACAUCAACAACUACAGCAUCUACAACACAGUCCGACUCCCAGCAAUCAGCUCCUGCGUUAAAAUGCACACUGUGCAAUGAACGCUUGGAAGAUACACAUUUUGUACAAUGCCCCUCAGUGCAAAACCAUAAAUUUUGUUUUCCCUGUUCUCGGGAGAGCAUUAAAAGUCAAAACGAAGCCAAUGGGAAUGAGGUUUAUUGUCCAAGUGGUCACAAAUGCCCUUUGGUAGGAUCUAAUGUUCCUUGGGCUUUUAUGCAAGGAGAAAUUGCAACAAUUUUGGGGAAUGAAAAUGAAAGAAAAGCAAAGAAAGAACGUGAGGCCUAAAUCCCGAGAAAUUUUUGCAUAUUAUAUUGAAAAAUGAUUGUCUCGAGACAAUCGCUGUCUACUGCUUGUCAUUUCAAAUUAUUUAUGUUUCUAUUAUUGUAAUAAAGAAGUUAGCAAAUCAUGGAAAAGUAAGUAUAUAAAACUUGGGUGGUCUUUCAAAAAUAUAUGUGCUUACGAAAUUCAUUUUCUUCUGUUAAAAUUUGUUGUUAUUGCGACUUUUUCCGAAGAGAUAUUUAUAACUUAGGUUUUCUAUGUAUGUUUAUAAAUUUACUGAGCUGCAAUGUAUAAAGAGGAAAGACAUUUAGUUAAAAAUAUAUAUUUAUUCACUAAAUUUUUUCUUGCGUCCAAAGCUUGUAACCUGCCCAUGAUUAUCUGUGUCUAUAGGAUUGUUUCAACUUUGAAGUUUAUCCAGAGUCGAGAGCCCACACGUUUUACUUCUUCUACCUUAUUUUACAUGUUUUGCUUUUCUAAAUUGUUUUGUAACAUAAAUAUUUGUUGUUGGUUUUUAUAUUUGACUAGUCAUGUUGUUACUAUUUACUGUGUAAUAUAUUUGUCAAGCGUUGAGAGCUAAAAUAAAUGAGAGAAAUUAGA